AUGGCUUGGAUUGAUUUCUCCUACGCAACCUGGGAGCCUUCGGUCGGAGCAGCUGACAUCAGCAUGGGAACAGUCACAGCUCAGUCUGGAGUUCCAAGCCUUGAGUUUGGCGGAAUUGGUCCCUACUUUCCUGGCGGUUACAUGGUGCCGGUCAUCGAAUGGGGCCAGUACAACGUUCGUUUCUACUGCCCAGCCGAGAUGGGCGAUGGAGACUAUUGCAAAGUUGUGGAGUCCCUUUUUCAGAAACCUUUUCCGAAAAAAGACGAGAUCGGGUCAAUGCUUUGGCACAUGACGCGCUUUGACGGAGGACGGAAGUAUGUAAGAGACACAUGGCUCGUGCCCCCAUGGGUCACUCCGGAUGAGACAUACCCAGAGACGCAUGAGAAGUUCCACAGCUACAACAUAUUGGUGCUCAUGCACGGCAAUGGGACCAUCGAUGAAGAACACUUCAGCCGCUUCAUGAUGAAGUUGGACGGGCAAGACCUUAUUGUGCCGAAGGCUCUUGAAAGGACCCGCCGGCCUCGGCAGAAGGUGGAUCAGCUCCUCUUCGAUGCCGAGGUCUGCUUCCUGACGAGCCACAUGGGCCCGCUGUUUCCGGGAGAUGACGAUGACGAGCAUCGUUGGCUGAGCAACCUAGAAGACUUCAACAGCUUCAUCAGCUUCGCUCGCGCAUCGCCGACCCUGCGAGCCAAAGUCCUGGAAGAUGGCAUCGUAAGGUACGUCAAGGACAUCCGCGCGGUGGUCAAGGCAGGCAGUCCAGUGGUGCUUUGCACCUGUCAAAACCUUGUCAAUGACUAUUUCUUCCUUCAUGAUGAUGGCACCCUCUCGCCGGAUGCUCGCCGCGAUCUGGCUUUGGGAACGGAUGCGGAUGGCUGGGUUGUUCUCGCACACCGCUCUGGCGGCGAUGUGCUUCGAUUCCAGGUCGUGGAUGCGAAGGGCACCACCCCCCAGGCUCUUACCCUCCAGAGCGAAGUUGGACGCGGCGUAGUCAUUGCUGAAGAGACCAUGGUCGGCCCUUCGCAGGUGCGGAAGCUGCGCCUCGGAAAAGCUUCGGAUGCUGUCAUCGUGGUGGCAGACGGCUCGAUUGUGCGCUUCGCCAGUGACGAUGCUCUGGCUCUUCAUGUUGGGGACCCAGCUUUCGAGUUGGCUCGGAAGCAGAACCAGGAGCUCUACGCCGCGGCAAAGGAGGGUAAUCUUGCGACGAUGGAACAGCUUAUCGGUGAGGGUGCCGACGUGAACUGGCCUCGGGAGCAUGAGUCGCUUGGCCACGUGGCCGCCCGUGAAGGACAAAGCCAGGCCUUGAAGGUUCUCCUGGCGCAUGGCUUCGACGUCAACACAAGGCCGUGUGGAGCUGUUUUUCAGCCCUGCCCUGUUGAGUUAAUGUUGUGCAGAUAG
Molecule: messenger RNA, 1395 nt
Organism: Symbiodinium sp. CCMP2592
Lineage: Eukaryota; Dinophyceae; Suessiales; Symbiodiniaceae
Source: the annotation of a GenBank genome assembly